This is a messenger RNA of Heterocephalus glaber (naked mole-rat), 1986 nucleotides long. The record is from RefSeq and is a predicted model, not a curated record. Lineage: Eukaryota; Metazoa; Chordata; Mammalia; Rodentia; Bathyergidae.
CGCCUGCCACCUCCGCCACGGUCCGCCCGACUCGCGGGCAGCCAGGCCGCCACCGUCGCGCGCCAGGGUCCCAGGUGCCCGGGCCAGGGGGCCAUGCCGUGCCGGAGGGAGGAGGAAGAGGAAGCAGGCGAGGAAGCGGAGGGGGAGGAGGAGGAGGGCAGCUUCCUUCUGCUGGAGCAGUCGGUGACGCUGGGCGGCUCGGGAGAGGUGGACCGGCUGGUGGCCCAGAUCGGCGAGACGCUGCAGCUGGACGCGGCGCGCGACAGCCCCGCCUCCCCGCGUGUGCCCCCGGGGCCGCCGCUGCAGCCCCCGCGACCCCCGGCGGUGUCUCUGAGGCUGCCGCCCGUGUCGGCCGAGGUGGGGAGCCCGGCGCCCCCGGGGGCCCUGCGCUGUGCGCUCGGGGACCGCGGCUGGGUCCGCGGCCGAGCUGCGCCCUACUGCGUGGCAGAGCUUGCUGCAGGCCCCACUGCGCUGUCCCCACUGCCGCCUCCUCCCGGCCUCGAUGGGCCUCCGGGAGCUGGCAAGCAAGGCAUCUCUCAGCCGCUGUCCGGCCCGUGCCGGCGAGGAUGGCUCCGCAAUGCUGCCGCGUCCCGCCGCCCGCAGCCGCGACGCGGAUCCCAGCCUGAAACCCGCGCCGGCGACGACGAUCCGCACCGGCUCCUGCAGCAGCUCGUGCUCUCGGGAAACCUCAUCAAAGAGGCAGUGCGGAGGCUGCACUCGCGACGGCUGCAGCUACAAGCAAAGCUUCCCCAAGGCCCCCUCCUCGGGCCUCUGUCGGCCCCGGUGCAUGAGCCCCCCUCUCCUCGAAGCCCUCGCGCGGCCUGCAGUGACCCUGGUCCGUCCGGAAGGAGGGCGCAGCUCAGAACUGGGGACAGCGUUCUUGUCCCUGGCAGCUAACGCCCAGGGCGGCCACCGCUUCAACCUAUGACUGGAGAGCAGGGGGUUCCCCGAAGCCUGCAACCCUGCUCAGACAGACAAGGUCUCAGGAUGCAGUUCAGUCUGGGCUUCAACUCCAGACUGAUUCAGUGAUCCUCCUGCUUCAGCCUCCAGACUGCUGGGAUUACAGGCUCUGUGCCACCACAACUGGCUUAGGACAUUGUCCAACACUGUUCAUUGCACAACUCUGCAUGUAGACUAUAAUGUGAAUGACACCUUUGCAUUUGCCCAAAUUGGUGAUCCUGGAAAACUCUGCCCUAGGUGCCUAGACUGGGCUAGGAAAUGCCAGCUCAGAAGCAGAAACAUGGAGGGAAGAUCAGAAACCACUUUCCUAUCCAGCAAAGUCUGUGUUGAACCCUGUGAUCCCUUUCUUCCAAUCAGGAAAGUGUUACCUUGGCAACCAAAUUACUAACUCACUCAAUUAGCUCCCCCUUUUUCCACCAAUGCUCAGUAAUCACAGAAUGUCAGCCCUGGGAGAGCUCGGGCUUCAGCAGUCUUGUGCUACUGCCUCAUUUAGGAUGGAAAUCCAGAGAGGUUUCCACUUGGAGGUGCACUCCAUCUGAACACCACAAAAGCUGAUGCAGGCAAAAGGGAAAAACUCUCCUGUACAGUGUUUCCAUCCAUAACUGCAAGGAGAACAAAUGGCCUGCAUAGAACAGUGUUUCCCAGAAGACAUAAGAGACAAGAACCAGGGCUCUGCAGCAGCCUUCCAUUGCUAGCUGUGCAAUCUGGGACAGGAUACAUAAGCUCAGCAAUCUCGAUUCAUCUGCAAAAGGGUUAAGUAUAGAGCCCACCUGAAAGAAUGGUGUGAAGAUUAGAUAUUUUAUGGAAAGCAAAUAAUAAAACAUUGUUCCUGAAAGCUCCGAAAGCUAUUGCAUUAAGGUCACUACUCGGAGUCUUUGAGUCUUUUGUUGACGCUGCCUCUUAAUGACUUCUUUAAUAUAUUAUAUUUUGUGGAUGUUUUAUGCAGUUGUUGGGGUUUUUUUAUGUGUUUGUGCUGAGACAUGUACCCAGGGUCUCCCACAUUCUAAGCAAAUACUCUACCUUUGA